AUGAAGGAAAAUUUGCUGGAUGGACAAGAAUAUGAGCUUAAAAAAGUGAUUGGAAUUUCAUUUACUGCUAGUAUAGGAUCAUUUCUAUUUGGGUAUAAUAUAGGUGUUUUUAAUUCAAUGCAGCCUAAUGUCUCAGCCUCCUUGGAUUGAGGAGGAGAUGAAAAGUUAUAUAGCUCAUACCCCUUUAUAGAUUUCUUUAUCGAGCAAAAUGUACUAGAUUAUUGAACGACCAAAAAGACUCUCUCAAAGAGAUGACCUUAAUCUCUAUAUCAGGAAGUGCUAGAAAAUGCCAUGUCAAAAAAUGGUGACAAGUGUAAAAAAAGUUGACAAGUAAACGCGCAAUUUUUAAAAAAAUGAAACUAAUAUUAAGCCCCAUUUAUUAAUUAAAGAUAUAAAAUAAAAAUUUUUUUAUAUUUAAAAAUAAAAAAUUUUUAAAUUAAAAAAUAUUUUAAAAAUAUUUUUAUAUGUUUUAAAAACAAUUAAAUUUAAAAUAUUUUUUUUUGAAAAAUUAAAAAAUGCAUGACAUGAGUCAUUUGCAACUUUGCAAGUAAUCAUCAGCCUUCAAUGGGAACUUUGACUUUUAGAGUAGCAUUGAUUGUCAUCAUACUAAUACACUAAAUACAUAAAUAAUAAUCAAAAAUAUUAAAUCAAUUAUAAUUUAUAUUAUUUAUCUAUCUAUCUAUUAUCAUAAUAAAAAUAUGAUUAAUUCAUAAGACCUUUAAUAUAAGCUUUUCUAAUUAUUAAUAAAUCCUAAUCUAAUUAGAUAUCUUAAAUUUUAAAUUUAAUAAUAAACCAUUUUUAAAAUCGGCGUUUACUUGUCAACUUUUUUCACACUUGUCACCAUUUUUUGACAUGGCAUUUUCUAACACUUCCUGAUAUAGAGAUUGAGCUCAUCUCUUUGAGAGAGUCUGUUUUGGUCGUUCAAUAAUCCAGUACAUUUUGCUCGAUAAAGAAAUCUAUAAAGGGGUAUGAACUAUAUAUUUCUAUUAUUUCAACUUUGAUGCCUUUCGGAGCUCUUUUCGGAGCUAUUUAUGGAGGUCAAGCAGCAGAAAAACUGGGAAGACGUAAAUCUAUGAUUUUUUCAGAUAUUUUAGUUAUUAUAGGAUCCUUAAUUUUUAUUUUUCCAUCUACCACAACCCUUGGGGUUGGAAGAUUCUUCACUGGAUUCACUUCUGGGAUGUUUUCAGUCAUUUGUCCUGUAUAUAUCAGUGAAUUCUCGCCAACAAAAAUAAGCGGGAAAAUUGGAAGCUUAGUUCAAAUCAUGAUAAAUUUAGGGGUAUUAUUUGCAUUUGCAAUCGCAUUACUAUUACCGACAGAGGAUUUCGAUAAAAACUCAUUUAAUUGAUGGUGACUAUUCAUGCUUUCCUUGCAAGGACUCUUUGCAUUACUGCAAUUAUUGCUAUUUUUUGUUUGGCUUCGCCAUGAAACACCCUAUUGGCUACUAAAAUUCAAUAAAAAUGAAGAAGCAUUGAAGUCUUUGUAA
Messenger RNA from Blepharisma stoltei, 1483 nucleotides. The record is from the annotation of a GenBank genome assembly. NCBI's taxonomy places the organism in Eukaryota, Ciliophora, Heterotrichea, Heterotrichida, Blepharismidae.